AAAUAUGAUUUAAACCGUAAUUUAAACUGGAUCAAACCCUAUUUUUUCAGUUUGGUUUGGUUUGAUUUAAAAAUUUUUGAAACUGUUUUUUUCAAUUUAAUUUUAAAAAUCUGUCAAAUCAUAUCAAACUAGAUCAUACGCACUUUUUGAAGUUGUUGAAUUCAAAAAAAAAAUUACUUCAAUUGUUGAAUUCAAGAAAAGCAAGUUGCUCUCUCUUUCUUUUAAAUCAAAAAUUACCAGAUCCACUAAAUUUGGAAUCCAUGAAAAUUAGCUAAAUUAUAAACAUAGAAUUCAAAAACAAUAAUAUUAACUAAUCCAAUUAAACCGUUGCAAACACAUACCAAAAUUUGCUCUUUAUAUAAUAAAGGGUAAAAUAAUUAUUUUAUUUGUUAAAAGUAAAAUCGUUAUCCCAUAUUUAUAUUAACAGAAGGUAUCAAUAGAAUUCCUGCAUGAAUGAGGAUUUAGGUUUUUUAUAAUUAAAGAAUAAGUGUUAAAAUUUCAUGAAAAAAAUGUUUGGAGGCGGCAGAGUAGGGCUGAAUGGUACUUAGCCUUUUGCGAUUGGCCUAAAUCACAUCCGAAAAGGUAAAAUUUCGCUAAAUUUAACUCAAAUCAUCUUAGCGUAAUUUAAUAAAAUUGCACCUUUCCGUCACAAAAUUACAUUUUGGAUUACAGAUUAAGAUUUCGAAGGGUGACACUUAAUUUCUCCAAACGCUGGGUGGGACAAGGAAUUUACGUUAAUAUCUUGAAAUGAAUUAUUUCAAAAGGCCUCAAAGUUAUGAUUUCUAUAGAUCCCCUCCUUGUUUCACUCCUCCUGUCCUCUCCUACUUGACCCUUCGGCUCUGACAGCUGGAGGCUGCAAAUUGUUAUCGGCUUAGAGUUUGAAACCCAAAUACUGUUACGAAAAAAUUAUCAAUAACAGAAGAAAAAACACAGAAAUUUCCAAAACACUGAAAACAUUUUCAUUUUCUGAAACGAAAAUGAUGGCAAAAUGUUCUUUUCAAUCUACUGACACCCCCCUGUUAAAGAGCCUCGAUGGGUUUAGCCACCUCGCAUAAAUGCGUCAUUUCAAGGAGAGAUGAUGUUUGGUUUGCAGCACUCAGAAGGUCUUGCAUUCACUUGACUUGGAGUGAUCGUAGUGCUAUAUGCCUUGAGGUACAUUGGCAUCCGAAUAUGAAAACCUUGGAGGUGAAGUGGGAUGGAUGGGCAAGCCAAAUAAGGUCACUCCAUCCCUUAGUCUUGAUCUAGCUGAUAAUAUAAUAAAUCAGCGAUGAACAUGGUCGGUGUUGACACUAAAGACUAUUGCUGUGGACAAUUGCCUUCAGCAUGAUAUUAUGGGAGCCAAUGCAGCUGGAAUCAAGUCAGUAUUUACUACUGGAGGAAUCCAUGCAAAUGAACUUGGACUAAGUAGUUUCAGAGAAGUUGCAGAUUUAUCUUCUGUCCAAAUUCUUUCAUCAAAAUAUGAUGCACAUCCAUCAUAUGUGUUACCAGCGUUCAUAUGAUAAAAUCUUAUUGAGCCACUAAGUUGGAAAGUGAAAUUCAUUAAGACCGACAUGGUAGAGAUUUGAAGAAAAUCUGAAGAUGAUCAACGCCACAAGCCAAUAGAUCAUUGCUUCUUCCUAAAGUUGGGGCUUCAUCAUGUCGCCAUGGUACCAUGAACUAAUUGUGAUGACGAGGAAUAUUUGCAGUGGCAGGGAGACAAUGCAGGCUUCUCUGUUUAUAAUGUUGUUUGACUCAUGAAUGGUGUUUGGAAAUUAUGAGGACCUGUUAAAUUUUCCGAACCACGUAAAUUAGGUGUUCUUGUGUGUGUGAUUGUCUUAUGGCUUUCUUUCACUAAUCUUAUAUACUUGUUGUAACCAAUAAAACCUCAGGCUAAUUAGGCAGAAAAAGGUUUGAUAAUAAACAUGUUAAAGCACUGCCUGUUUGUUAUUGAGUCAUCACCAUUUCAGUGAUGCUGAAGCUUUGGGUUGUGACAAGCCUUAAUUGCAAACAUUCAUUAACCUCUAAUAAGUUAACCCUUUUGUUAAAAUUGGAAACAAGCCUAUAUGGCACAGCCAGAAAUGACCUAAUUGAGAAGGGGAAAAUUCUCAGUGAAAUCUUAUAAACAGAGAGCGAGCAGAGAAUCUCGUUUGCUUUGUACAAUUUAAAAGCAGAGGAGUGGUAUAUAAGAAGACUGUCCUUUCCAUGUAAAAUAUAUACAGAGUGAAUUAUGAAGAAUGAUUAAGGGUGAAGAGACCCAAAUGGCUGAGGAAAGGCGCAAAGAAUGACUCUCUAUUCCUCUUUCUUUUUUAAAGGCAUGAGCUGUAAACAACAUUUGAAAGAUUCCUUUCCUUUCUUUAUCUCAAGAAUAAGUAAGGUAUUUAUCUAAGAAUGACUUGUGACUCAAACAUUCUUUUAUUUUGAGCACUCUCCUUAUAAACAAAAUUAACAACUUUCUCUUUCUUUCUCACUUUCUUGCCUUCUUGUUACAAUCUUAAAUCUUUCCUUAUUUCCAACAAUCGAGCCAUGGAAGUCGUUCUUGAAUCCAUCGUCUCCGAACUCAUUAAGGGGUUGUUUAAGAUAUUGGGGUCCAAUGAAGUGCGGGACUUUGCCCGGCAACUUGUCGGAGGGGUAGAUUCAGAGAUCAAAGAGCUGAAGGAAAAGUUGACACACAUCGGAAAUCUUCUUCGCGAUGCGGAAGACAAGCAACUCUCAGGUGAAAGCGUUAAGAACUGGCUUGGCAAUCUUCAACACUGGGCUUAUGAUGCUGAGGACGUACUGGAUGAGUUUGCCUACGAAGCUUUGCGACACAAACGCAAGGCAGAACACCAGGCUAGCUCCAGCAGAGGAUUUAGCUGUCUCCCUGCUUCUUUCUCUAGUCCUUUGUUCGCUGUCCAGAUGGGGUGCAAGAUCAAAAGAAUCAAUAGCCGGUUGGAUAAACUUCGCCAAAAAAGAUUAGCUGAACUUGGUGAUCAAGUGCUUUCUGGAACGACAUCAAGUAAUGCUGUAGUUCAAGGACGAGAGGAAACUUCAAGCUUCCCACCUGAACAAGUUGUUUAUGGCAGAAAUGACGAGGAAGCCGAACUAUUGAAAAUGGUGAAAAGCGGUACCAACUUUCAAGUAAUAGCAGUUGUCGGCAUGGGAGGGAUCGGCAAAACGACAAUUGCUCGGGCUGUGUACAAUCACAAGGAGUUGGAAGAUUUCAAGUUUGAGAAAAAAGCGUGGGUGUGUGUUUCAACCACCUUUGACGUUCUCAAAAUCUCAAAGGCACUUCUUGAGCAAUUCUCGUCCUCUGUUCCAAAUAAUUUAAAUGCAGUGCAAGGUAAGCUAAAAGAUGAAGCAAGUGGAAAAAAAUUCUUGAUAGUAUUAGACGAUAUUUGGAAGGUGGAGUCCGAGAAAUGGGCACAGCUCAUGUCUCCUUUCACAGCUGGUGCACCUGGAAGCACGACGAUUGUGACAACACGCGAUACGGAUGUUGCACAAGAAAUAAGAUGCCCUCAUUAUAAAUUAAGGCCUUUAUCCGACGAAGCUUGCUGGUCUUUGUUAGAGGAGCAUGCAUUUGGGACUUUUGCAGCUGCUGUUCCUAAUCAAAUUUCGGAUUCAAUUUACAAGAGAGUUGUUGAAAGGUGUGGCGGUCUACCACUGGCAGCAAAGACCCUCGGUGGUCUUCUACGCUUUAAGCCAAGUGAUAUAUGGGAAAAUAUAUUGGAAAGCAAAAUAUGGAGUACAUCUAAUAAAAGAUUAUGAAUUUGAGGAGAAGGAACUUGCACUUUUAUGGAUUGCGGAGGGUAUCGUUCAACCAUCUCAAAAGGCCCUGGAUGAGGCAAGUGAGUGUUUUAAAAAAUUAUGUUCAAGGUCGCUUUUCCAACAAUUGAGUA
Messenger RNA from Mangifera indica (mango), 3854 nucleotides. RefSeq names its product putative disease resistance protein RGA3. The transcript is spliced from 6 exons. The coding region runs from base 2503 to 3723 and encodes 406 amino acids. The record is from RefSeq and is a predicted model, not a curated record. NCBI's taxonomy places the organism in Eukaryota, Viridiplantae, Streptophyta, Magnoliopsida, Sapindales, Anacardiaceae. Gene Ontology annotation, molecular function: ADP binding. Gene Ontology annotation, biological process: defense response to other organism.